AGGGGGGGGGGGAAGAGGGGUUAAGGCUUUAAGGUGUCAAAUUUCGCAAUGGCGGAAGUAGAGAAGCAAGAUAAAGUUGAUGUAAAUGGAGGCAAAAAGGAGGACGAAGAGGAAGAGAUGCUGCUCGAAGGAAUGGCGGUGUUGGAUUUCGACAUGCUAUGUUCGACGGUGGCUUCGCAAACCCAGGGAAAAUGGAGGAAACUUGAAAGCGCCGAGGAUCCUUUAGAACAAGGAAGCGGCGAUUUCGGUGGCGUUUUCAGGAUGUGGGAAGGUGAAGUUGUUCUUGAUUUCUUGGAUGACCGCCGUCUUGCUCUCGAAUCUGCCUGCUGCCCCUGCUACAGAUUUGGGAAGAACAUGCGACGGGCUGGUUUCGGGUUUUGUUUUCUUCAGGGAACUGUUUAUUUCAUCCUCGCAGCCACUGCUAUUCUCAACUUUGUUGCCUUCAUCGCCACCAAGCGGAAUUGGUUUCUGUAUUUGGGUGUUGCUUUCAUCGUGUCUGUUGGAGCAUAUCUGGGUUUCUUCCGUGCACGGAUAAAAAGAAAGUUCAAUAUUAGGGGAGAUGAGAGCUUGUUGGAUGAUUGCUUCUACCAUCUUAUCUGCCCUUGCUGUACACUAUCCCAGGAAUCUAGAACAUUGGAGAUGAACAAUGUCCAAGAUGGUACAUGGCACGGUCGUGGUGAUAUAUGCAUAGGAAGCAAUGCCGAAGGCAGCAAACCGCUCUUUGAGCUACACCCUCCUCCUCUUAUGUCAAUUAAGGCAUCUGAGCCUCAAAGUAGUUUAAAUGGAAAUGAUAAUGCUUGAACAAUACAAUUCAUUCUUUGAUGGAGGGAUGUUAAACAAGCAGAAUAGAGAGCAGAGCUUUUUUUUGGAUUGGAUCAUCGAAUCCUGCAAGAACGGUGGUCUGUUUUAUUUGAGAAGCAUAACGGAGCUUCCAUGUGCAUAGAAGUUGUAGCAGUUUGGAGGAGUUUUUAGGACAUCCAAUCCAACGUUAGAUUAUUAUUUUUUAGGAGUUUUUAGGACAUCCAAUCCAACGUUAGAUUAUUAUUUUUUAGUUUUCUCAGAUGGAUCUUGAGGCAAUGCUUCUCAUUCAUCUUUACCUCGAUUGAUUAGAUGCUUCUCUCUGAAUUGUGUAUUAUCUUUAUUUUAAAGAAUACGUCGGAAAUAUAUUUGU
Molecule: messenger RNA, 1171 nt
Organism: Hibiscus syriacus
Lineage: Eukaryota; Viridiplantae; Streptophyta; Magnoliopsida; Malvales; Malvaceae
Exons: 6
Coding region: 49-801 (250 amino acids)
Source: RefSeq, a predicted model, not a curated record